This is a messenger RNA of Glossina fuscipes, 1687 nucleotides long. Its product is annotated as terminal uridylyltransferase Tailor-like. Gene Ontology annotation, molecular function: poly(A) RNA polymerase activity. The transcript is spliced from 6 exons. Gene Ontology annotation, biological process: mRNA 3'-end processing; mitochondrial mRNA polyadenylation. The record is from RefSeq and is a predicted model, not a curated record. The coding region runs from base 125 to 1546 and encodes 473 amino acids. Lineage: Eukaryota; Metazoa; Arthropoda; Insecta; Diptera; Glossinidae.
UAAAAUCGGGGAAUUAACUUCAUUUUGCAUUUUGCUGUUUUGCCGUUGAUAUUUUUUAUUUUUUAACAAUUGUGUGCAUUAAUUUGUCUAUUUCGUUUAAUCUGUAUCGAUUACUGUCUUAAAAAUGGGUGAAGUAAAAGUACAAAAUUAUUUGAAUCCCAUUACUUUAGAAGCCGACUUGUUUGUGAAAACGUUUGAGAAAUUGAGUGUAAACUUCAAGUAUAUAGAUAAGAACGUUAUCCAUGCUUUAAAUAAAGUCGUGACUUCGAUUGAGAAAUUCUUGGAACAAAACAAUCAAGAGAUUGUAGACACAAAACAAUCUAGACUAGUGGAGCGCGCAGAAAUGGCUGGAAUUGAGCAAAUCUAUCGUUGUUCCAAAUGCAAAACGGAUUUGGGCAAGUCUAUUGAACGAGCAGCUGAACAUGUUGCAACCAAAUGUAAAAAUAAAGGCGCGCCAAAAUCAUUGAAAAAAAAAAAAAAAGAACGUCCAAUCGCUCUUUCAAAAAAAACAAAAAGUUUACUAACUGCGGACCUGAACAAAUUUUUUACGGACCAUUUACUAAUAGCCGAUAAAUUAAAAUCAAUACCCGAAUAUGAUGUUAUUGAAACUCAAUUAUUGAGCCUGGUGAAACCAUUAUUUCCCAAUGAGCCAUUGCGGGUAUAUCGUUUCGGUUCAAGGUUGACGGGUAUAGGAGAACGAGAUUCUGAUGUAGAUAUUUUUCUUGAUAUCGGUGAUACAUUUAAAAUUUUUGAGAAUCGAGCUUCACAGGGCACAAUCGAAAAGCUUAAGAAAGUAUUUAAAGCCAUGAAAAAUGUUCCAAAAAUAUGGAAAAUUGUGGUAAAGGUAGACAAAGCACGUGUGCCUAUAAUAAAAGCCUACAACGAUUCUACAGGUAUCGAAUGCGAUAUUGGUUUUUCGAACAGCUUGGGGGUUUUAAAUACUAAACUAAUAGAGCAUAUCUUUGAGAUACAACCAAUUGCACGACAUAUGUGCCUUUUUUUGAAAUGGUGGUUACGUCGAACUGGUUUAAAUGAGGAUUAUUCUACUUACAGUAUCGUAUUAAUGGUAAUUUAUUUUCUACAAAUGAGAGAAGUUGUGCCCUCUGUUGAAUUUCUUCAGAAACGUAUUGAUUUCAACAAAGCUAUCUCCAUCGGUCCUUGGUUGGGAACGUUCGUUUCUUGCACUCUAAAUGAAAUAAAAAUGGAGGAGGUGCCUACAACAGCAACGAACGUUCAAAUGCAUUUAAAACUUUUCUUUGAAUUUUACCUACAAUUUGAUUUUAAAACCAACGUGGUCUGUCCAUAUCUAGGGAAAUUAGUAAAAAUCGUUGAGUUGGAGAAGCAAAUGCCAACAUGGUAUACGUACUACGUGGAAUGUUCUCCCGCAGAUCGUAUGAUUGAGUUAAAGAAAGCAAUGAUUGUUCAGGAUCCUAUACAACUAAAUCAUAACGUUACCAAAGGUGUAGAAAAAUCUCGCUUCCGUGAUCUAAUUGAAUAUAUGCGUUUAUCUACUCAAAUCAUCCCAACUACCAAGAAAAAAGAGUAAUGUUUUUCUUUUCUGAUUUUAAAGAUAAUUUUUUUACUAUGUAUGUUGUUACGUUCAUUUGAAAAAUUUUAAAAUUUUGUUCUGCCUUUGAUGAAAGUGUGUACGAAUAAAAAAAAGUUUCAUUUUAUAAAAAACAAAAAA